GAGACCUCCGCCCUCUACUCCUCUGCCUUCCCAGCCUCCUCAGCGCGCGCUAUAACCUACCUGCAGCUGCGUCGCACGGCUGUCGAGCGUGCGCACUCACUGUGCCAUGGCCACGGAACCAUCUGUUACGGAAAACACUCGUCUUCAAAUGGAUUAUGAGACGAAGAUUUUCCCUCAUACCGGCGGCUAUGGACGCUACAACCGAAUCGUGGUCGUGUUCAGCUGGUUCCCCAACUUCGCGGUCAUGCUGAAUCUAUUUAGCGACGUUUUUUACACUUCAAUCCCGGACUCGUACCACUGCAAACCCGACCCACAGCUUCUGCCCUCAACUUUCCUCCUCAGCAACUUCACCAGACAGGGAUACCUCAACCUUACCAUCCCCUGGGUGAACGGCUCUGGUCUCAGCCACUGUGAACUUUUUAAGUACCCAGCCAACACAUCGGACUUUUCUGAAAAGGUGCCAAGGGAGAGGGUUUCCUGCACCAAAGGGUGGGAGUUCAUCCAUGUAGCGGGGCUCCAGAGCAACUUUGUCACUGAGUGGAACCUGGUUUGCAGUGACUACUGGAAAAUCCCUUUGCAGCAUAUCUGCUUCAUGACAGGAUGGAUUCUGGGAUACAUCUUCCUUGGUACAUUGUGUGACUGGUUGGGUCGUCGGCGCUGUUUCGUCCUCUCCAUCAGUCUGUCCAGUCUAUUAGGGGUGGCCGUGUGUUUGUCCAACAGUGCGGUGGUGUUUCUGCUGCUGCGCCUCUCUCAGGGCUCCAUGCUCGCUGGGGUAUUUGUAUCCUCGUACAUUGCUCGUGAGUAUCCUGCACGCGCAUUUAAGCAUUGUCCCACUUAUCCAACGGUUAUGUUUCCUGCAGCCUUAUUCAGUAAGUGACUUCUCUGGUAGAUUUUAAAAAUAACAACCUCCGCUUCCUCACGCACAGCGACUCACUUCUGUUGUUUAUUUUAGAGAACACUUUUGGAUCCUGCAUUUUGUUGGCUGGC
Micropterus dolomieu (smallmouth bass) is the source of this 987-nucleotide messenger RNA. It is a transcript of the gene slc22a31, whose product is annotated as solute carrier family 22 member 31. The record is from RefSeq and is a predicted model, not a curated record. The coding region runs from base 107 to 877 and encodes 256 amino acids. Lineage: Eukaryota; Metazoa; Chordata; Actinopteri; Centrarchiformes; Centrarchidae. The transcript has 3 exons.